Messenger RNA from Sphenostylis stenocarpa, 582 nucleotides. The record is from the annotation of a GenBank genome assembly. Lineage: Eukaryota; Viridiplantae; Streptophyta; Magnoliopsida; Fabales; Fabaceae.
AUGACUGAGGAGCUAUCCAAAACUGUGCCCGAAAGUACUCCCUCUCACCCUCCACCUGAACCUGCUGCUCAUGACCCUCCAAAGGAGGAUGUGGCGGAGGAGAAAUCUGUAAUUCCACAACCCUCUCCUCCUGCUGAUGACUCCAAAGCUCUUGUCAUAGUUGACAAGACUAGUGAAGUUACUGAAGAGAAACCAAUUGAAGGAUCUGUGAACCGAGAUGCUGUUCUUGCGAGAGUUGCAACUGAGAAGAGGUUAUCACUAAUCAAAGCAUGGGAAGAAAGUGAAAAGUCAAAAGCAGAGAACAAGGCUCACAAAAAUAUAUCAGCAAUUUCAGCAUGGGAAAACAGUAAGAAAGCUGCAGCGGAAGCUGAAUUGAGGAAGAUUGAAGAACAACUGGAGAAGAAAAAAGCAGAAUAUGGAGAGAAGUUGAAAAAUAAAAUAGCUACAAUCCAUCGAGAAGCUGAAGAAAAGAGGGCAUUUAUUGAGGCCAAAAAAGGGGAAGAUUUCUUGAAGGCAGAGGAGACAGCUGCAAAGUACAGGGCAACUGGAACAGCCCCAAAGAAACUCUUUGGUUGUUUCUAA